This is a messenger RNA of Lingula anatina, 2552 nucleotides long. RefSeq lists its product as uncharacterized. NCBI's taxonomy places the organism in Eukaryota, Metazoa, Brachiopoda, Lingulata, Lingulida, Lingulidae. The record is from RefSeq and is a predicted model, not a curated record.
ACCCCCUGUGUUUGUUUUGAAGAUGAGAAUAUGGUACAGUAACAUGGAGUAUCAGACGAAACUGUAUGUUGGGGCGAUCCCUGUGCUGUUAGCUUUGGCCUGGACUUUUCUAGGUCCAAAUCUUGAAGAUUUUUCACAGACAAUAUCGAUAAAUGACGCCGAUCUUCCACAAGGCACCCCACCCAAGGGACACUUGCGCCCUUUCGGAUACCACGCAGAUGAGGAGAAGGGGAUCGUCGAGCUAGACGAAUUUCCUGAUCCGGAGACUUUUUACAGGGACUUUAUGAGGAAAUCUGUCCCUAUGAUAGUGCGAGGUGGAGUAAAGCACUGGCCUGCGGUGGAAAGAUGGAAGAGCGAGGAUUACCUGAGAGAGAAAUUUGGACAUCAAGUAUUCAACGUGAUGUUUAAAAACACUUCAGUCGACAAAAAUCACUUUGUCCAUAUGGCAAUGCAUAUGGAUGACUUUCUCAAUCAUUAUAAGAACCAAAAACUCUACUUAGACUUUGGAAUAACUUCAGAGAUGGCGGAGGACGUUACCCUUCCAAAAAUAUUCGGUUGUGACACUUAUUUAAAAAUUAUGAAGCAGUACCAAAUUUUCUUCAAUGCCGGUUGGUCCAGCACCGACCUUCACCUUGACAUCACGGAGACUUUCUUCGCCCAGGUGACCGGUCAGAGACAGUGGAUACUGACUACACCUAGAGACGGCAAGAACGCAUACAGCGAUGACUUUGAGCAUCAUACAGGUAUAUCUCAGCUUGAUAUCGAGUCCGUGGAUUUGAUCAAUUUUCCCAACGUAACCAAGGUGGAUGUAUAUAAUAUAACGGCCAAUCCAGGAGACAUCAUUUACGUACCUGAGGGCUGGUGGCAUCAGGUGCGAGCGAAAGGUCCCAACCCGCCAAACAUCGCCAUCGCCAUAUUUCUCCACUGGCUGAACUGUCAGUACGAGGUCCCACCUGGUACAGAUGCCGAAUAUAUAGACGGAUGUAUAAAGAUCCGGGAGGAAAAGCCGCUCGAAAUGACUUGUGGCAUGAAAGUUGACGAGGCCCCUAUCAGCGAGCUGAUGAAAACGCUGAAACACAUGGAACUGGAGACAUUUACUGCAAUCGAAGAGAGAGAGAACUGGACAAUAACGAGUGACCUGAAGUUUGAAACUUCACUGCUGAAGAGCGGAUACGAAAUGCCUGACCUGGGACUGGGACUUGGAGACAUACCUCACAGUGAGUUAAAAGCUGCCCUUGAAUACGCUCUCAAAGUUGGAUACAGGUUAUUUGACCCAGAUUUAAUCGAGGAGUCCGAGUCUAUUCUGGGGUCUGUUUUGGCGAACAACAAAUACUGCAAACGAGAAGACGCUUUCGUUAUUGUUAAAGUUCCUCAAGACAGUUUAGGUAUAGACGCCACCAGAAAGUCGGUGGAAAACUCAUUGAAGAGACUUCAGUCUGACUACUUGGAUCUGGUCUUGCUGCAAGCACCAUCUUGUGACCCCAAGAACGUGGAGUGUUGGGAAUUAUUAAAAGAAUCAUGGCAGACGUUGGAAGAAAUGAACGCUACGGGAAGCAUUCGUUCCUUGGGAGUUAUGGACUUUAAAAUGAAGAACCUUCGAGAUCUAAUCAAAAUCGCCAAGGUACCAAUAUCCGUCGUUCACAGUCGAUUCGACCUCAUGAAAAGAAGGACAAAAUUACGACAGCUCUGCGAUGACAACGGUAUUCGUUUCAUGGGGCACAGUAUAAUGGGACAAAAAUGGCAGACAGAAGACGGUCAAAAUCCGUUAAUGUCCAGCAAUGACUUGAAGGUAGUGUCUAGAAGCGUUCACACUACAACACAGGCGGUUCUGAUCCGGUGGGCGUUGGAUCAGAAUGUCACCGUAGUUCCACGAGCGUUGAAUCUGUUGUACAUUUCUCUCAACCAGAGGGCGCUAAUGACUGACAUCUCUGAAUUUGAAGACAUUUUCGAAAACUUCCCUCAUUCAGAUUAGUCCUGGGAGAUUUCUUCUUUUUUUCUGUUCUUCAUAAUGCGUUUUAUCUUUAUUAGUUUAAUUCUAUCCUGUGUGAUACGUAUGUGUUUUGGACAAAUAAUAUACAAAUAGCGAAGAAAACUUUUUGUAUAAUUAUUAUCCUUAAGUACAUUAUUUAGGUGUGACCAUUCUCUGAAAAUGUGAUUAGCUUCUUCUGGGAGGACCAUAUGUCUUCAUAUGAUAUUAUUUCACUGUAUUCAGAAAACUAUCCAAUGAUUAAUCGUUACGUUUUAUUCAGAGUACUAUCCAAUGUUUUUGUUGUUGUUUACUUCUAUUCAAAAUACUAUCAUAUAAUAAUUGUUCAUGAAUUAUUCUAUUCAGAAUAAUAUUCAGUGUUUUUCGGUAUCGUUUUAUUUUAUUCAGAAUACUGCCUUUAGUUAAGAAAUAUAAUUAUGAUGUCUUAUAUCAGGAGUUCUUAUGAUCAAUACAUCUUUGUGUUUUGAUGAGUUGCUGUGAUAUUUCUUCGUCUGUUUAAAGGGAUAAUACUCUUCGUUUUGACAAAAAAAAUGAAUUUUCCUGGAGUAAACAACAAUUUUCCCGU